This is a messenger RNA of Pocillopora damicornis (cauliflower coral), 3129 nucleotides long. RefSeq names its product CUB domain-containing protein 2. NCBI's taxonomy places the organism in Eukaryota, Metazoa, Cnidaria, Anthozoa, Scleractinia, Pocilloporidae. The record is from RefSeq and is a predicted model, not a curated record.
AUGGAUCAAAAACAAGAACCAGUCAAAAUACGUUUUUAUCCUCUUCUUACAGAAACAAGAUGCUCCAGAAACAAAACUUCAAAUCUGAACAAUAACAUAUUUUUGACUAAAUCAUCUGACACAUUUUGUAGCCCUGAUUACGACACUUCUGAAGCCUAUCCCGGAAAUCUAACCUGUACAUGGGUUAUUUCUCUUCAAGAGAAGAGGAUAAAGCUUUCUUUUCUAACAUUUGAUCUUCAAAACGCCAGUCCUGCUUGCCAAGAUUGCGAUUUUGUGUCGGUUCGGGACGGGAAAUACUCAAAUAGUCCAGUUAUUGGAACGUUUUGUGGUAGCAGAAUACCUAAUGACGUCCUCUCAACCGGAAAUCACAUGUGGAUUCACUUUCGUUCAGACGGGUCUGUGGAGAAGCGAGGCUUUAAGAUGUCAUAUACCACAUAUGAUACUUCGAAUGGUCUAUCAGCUGUUUCUUUUCUUGUGGCAUUGGCCGUCGUAGUUUUCAUUUUAAUUAUAGUUGGUGUUGUGGCUUCGGCAAUAAAAAGGAGAAACUCUCUUUCAUCAACCCGCGUCAAAGUCUAUAAAACCAGGCCGGGAAUAACAAUCAAGGUUUCUCCUGCUACACCAAUAGAAAAUCGGAGUAAAGCAUCGUUACAUAAUGACACAGUUACAGAUAGUAAUUUAGUUCUUCCCAAGGAAACGCGGAAAUUCCCGUCCUGGAUGAAACGCGGAUGGGACACUGGUGACAAGAGAAUAAGGCGGGAAAACGUGAGCGCCUGCGAGGAACAAACGUGUAGAAUGCAGGAAAAUAGUGAGCGGAAAAAGGCGAGAAAAUCAAAGAGGAUGGCACUGGACAAGAAUGACUCUUUUUCUCAACAAAUUUCUCUCAUAUUUUCAGUGAAGAAGAGUACUGAAGGCUGCUCGCCGAACCGCACAACGGACGAGAAUGAUAGAACUGAGAUCAGUGAACAGAGAGGUGAGCUUUCGAGCCCAGGAUAUCCUGAAUCCUUCAUGGAUGACAUCCAAUGCACUUGGUACAUUUCCGUCAAGAAGAGACACUCUAUCAAUCUCGAAUUUGAGUUCUUUGAUCUGGGAGAUUCCCCUCCGUGUUUAUCCAAUCAGGAGGUUCCUUAUUUAGAGGUGCGUGACGGAGUCCACCGUGACAGUAAGCGGCUCGGUUUGUUCUGUGGCCACGCAACACCUGAGAAGAUCUCUACCACUAGCAACGAAAUGUGGGUGAGAUUUAAGGCAAACCCGUACAGAUCUGUGAGGUUCAAAGCGAAAUAUAUAGCUGUUAAAGACUCUCCUCCUUUGAUACUGGUCAUCACAGGUGUGUCAACUAUGCUUGGUUUGAUGAUGAUUUUGUUAAUAUUAACUCUUUACCUUAAACGAAAACAAAGAAAUUCGGACGAAGAAAAUACUUUGACACCUGGUUGUGAAAACCAAGAAAACGAGCAGAACUGCACAGGUGGCACGGCUUCCUCAUCCGGGGAACACAUAGACCUUCAGUUCUCUCCUGUAAUGGAGAAUUCAGACACACGUAAGGAGUCAUUAUCAGAGCAGGAAUUGCUCACAUCGCAAUGGACGUCGUGUGACAGAAAUGAGAGGAAACAAUCGCAGUCACACGGCACUUUUUCGCGGGAAAAUCUCACGCCUGUUGCGGAAAAUGGAAUGUGUUUAUUAUUUUUUCACACAGCUUUCAUUGUAAUCUUGCAAACAACAAGUUCUUCAGCACAACGAAAGAGUUGCAGCCGUUUUAAGAGCAAUAUCACAUUCAACGCAAAUGGCUCAUCAAUGAUCUUCCAAAGCCCCUCUUAUCCGAGCCGAUACAUUGUGAAUCUCAACUGCACCUACCUGUUUAAGGCCCCAGAGGGCUAUAGGAUUGAGUUGUCCUUCGAUUCCUUUCAAUUAGAGGGUGCAUUUCCGCAAUGUGGGAGUGAUUACAUUGCUGUCAGAGACGGAUCAAGCGGGGAGAGUCCGUUGAUCGGCAAGUUCUGUGGAUCAAACAAGCCAGCUCCAAUUAUUUCUUCGGAAAAUUCACUCUACUUUUUCUUCGUUUCCAAUGAAAAAGAUCCCUUUGAUGGAUUCAGUGGAUCUUACAGAGUUAUUGAUGAAGUUGAGAUCGCCAAAUGCACCCAAGGAAAAACAAUUCCCCCACUUUUCACACGGGGGUACCUCACUUCCCCGACGUUUCCAGGAAAGUAUCCGCCAAACAGAGAAUGUUCGUGGACUCUCCAGGCCCCAGCCGGCCACUUCAUGACAUUGGUCUUCCGUGUGUUUCAAACCCAGUGCCCCGACGAUAAAGUUGUCAUUCGAGAUGGCGAUCAAAAUGGCCAGCUGUUAGGUCAGUUUUGUGGUGAGCGUGAACUACCAGUCUUCCGCGGUCGAAAAUUGUGGGUGUCAUUCAAAUCUGAUGGAUCAUUUGCCUCGGCAGAAAAUGGCUUCAAUGCUACUUUCGAAUCACUACCUUUUAAAGGCCAGAUUACCGACCACUGCACUGGAGGAAAAGACCAAAUAAUCAACGCUUCUGUUCCAGGUACCAUUUCUUCCCCGUGGAUACCCGGACUGUAUCCUAACAACAUGGACUGCACUUGGAAACUUCAGGCCCCUGAAGGAAAGAGAGUGAAUCUGAAAUUUGAUAAAUUUGAGUUGGCAAAACCUUGCGGCGCAGACUUUGUUGAAGUUAGUGACGUCACUGCAGACGAUACCCGCUCAAGGAGUAAAUACUGCGGAAAUUUUCCGGACACCACGUCGGCCGGUGAAGAAGUUGACGUGCGAUUUGUUUCCAAUUCUCAAGGACGCGAGAAAGGAUUUGUCAUAAAAUAUGAGGCUGUUAAUAGAGGAUUUCAAUUGGCCUCUUCAAUAAUAGGAUGCUUUGGACUCUACGCCUUCUCAGUUUUAACGCAAGUUUAUUUUAGAAUUUGAUGAAUAAGGACCAACAUCGAUGUUAAAAUGCUUCAAUGACGUCUUCACCGGUGUUAUAUCUAUAAACACAACCUUCUUCCCAAUAUUCUCUCUCAAUUGGCUUCUGCGGUAUCAAGUUGUUCUCCUACGAAACUUUUUGUUGUUUAGUAAAGAACUAAGGGUCUCCUUACAGUAAGAGAAGGCAGACUAAUAAAAUUACUAAAAACUGGU